Molecule: messenger RNA, 4824 nt
Organism: Pomacea canaliculata
Lineage: Eukaryota; Metazoa; Mollusca; Gastropoda; Architaenioglossa; Ampullariidae
Product: vesicular glutamate transporter 2-like
Exons: 15
Coding region: 1127-3409 (760 amino acids)
Biological process (GO): transmembrane transport; synaptic transmission, glutamatergic; regulation of synapse structure or activity
Cellular component (GO): synaptic vesicle membrane; excitatory synapse
Molecular function (GO): neurotransmitter transmembrane transporter activity; L-glutamate transmembrane transporter activity
Source: RefSeq, a predicted model, not a curated record
AGCAGCAGCGCGUGAAAAGUUCAACCUUUUCAUUUCUCGCUCUCAGGUGACGUUCGCAAGGAGCUCAGUUCAGAACCUGGCUUAGCAAGUGCAAUGGCAGGGCGGCCCGUGACGCAUACUUUGCUGACAACUUCGCCGACCUGCAGAUCGGGAGAGAACAGGACCGGGGGGACUAGGCGUGUGAUCUCCUACGUCAUUUAGGAACGUUUGUACUCACAAAUAUCGGGUAGAGUUUAAGGAAGUGGUGUCAGGAACGAAUCUUCAGCGGGACAUCUACUUUCGUGGAGAAGAUCGAGGGCGAAACCAGCCGAGCGCUGGUGUGGUAUGGACGCACGUAACAUACACCGCUCGUAAAGAACUGACUGAACGUAUGAUGAUCAGACAGAACUUGCAAAAUAACCUCCAGAUGUGUUAAAAGCAAAGAAAUAAACAAGGGAGGAACUGUUCAGGUGUGAAGCGGCCUAGCCAAGUGGAGCCCCAUGUGAGACAAGCACUCGCCUGAGUCAUGACAUUGUAACUAGCGUUCAGCAUCGUCAUAGUCGGUGUUUCAAGCAGGGCAGCCAGUCAGAACAACUAUUGCAGACCACGUGAGAACAGACAACCACCGACUCCCACCAAAACCAACGCUCGCAAAUAACGUCGAUCACGAAUUUUUAAUGUGAGCGUUUUAGGACGGAAGCCCUUGGACAGACAGAAGCAGAUAGCACCUUCAGUCUGGGCGAUUUCCCCCGAAAGGUCUAUCAAAGCAGGCGAUCGCUGAAGAGGUGUGCAGGACUGGCAACAGUAAGAAGCUCGGCAUCACGAGAAGCUGUUGCGGUUGAUGACGUGAGCAGCCUUGUGGAUAGGUCCCCUCCCAGCCCCAGUCCCCUGAAUCCGUGCAUUGUGGGAAGUAAGAGGCAAAUAAGAAAGGAACAACAGUUCACACAGUAGGAAUAGAAGAGCAAUACAACUCAGCGCGAUAUUGAUUGAGUGCGUGCUGUUCGUGUUUUGCCAGCUCAAGGAAAACGCGACAGUCACAGCUGCUGAAGACCGCGACUGAUCAGCGCAAAGAGCUCCAGCUUGGUGUGUAUAGCAGGCAACGAAGUGAAUCCAGUCUCUGGAUGACGUGACGCCGGUUCGGACAGAAAUGAACAAAGAAAGGAGCGACGACGACGUCGCCACCGCCACCAGAAACGGGCGCAACAUUAGCGGCGGCGACAACCACCUGGUUGGGAAUUCAUCUUCUCACAGACCUUCUCAAUACCAGGAGACAGGAUUCUCUUCGACGGAACCGAACGAUGUCGGUCCAGGUCAUUCGCCGACAACCGAGCGCCAAGCAGACGAUCACGCAACGCAUGCUGUGCCGCAUUGGCCCGCUCUCGAUAGGGAGGAUGCGACACCUGUUUCCCGCGAUGACGCAGCGUGGUCGAGGGGAGUCGGGAAAACGAAAGCUCAGUCUGACGUCAGGUACCCUCGGCUAGAGGAGCUUCGUGCAGAUUCUCUCGUGGUGGCACGAGAUCUUAGUGUCUCGCCAAACGACAUUCGCUGGCUGUCGACGGUCCAGACGCAAGCCACGCAACGCAAGGCUCCCGAGGACGGAAGGGAGGACGAUGCAGAGGCGAGAGACGGCACGAGAGACAGCAGGAAAGGUUUAGAAGGAUUAAAAGGCGCCGGUCCGCAAGGGCUGGAACCGGACAUCUCUGGAAACAUCCUGGACACGAGCGCCAUGCAGGGCGACAAGGUGGCGCCUGUGGACUUGACCAUGGGGCAGACGCACACUCCUUUCGUGAACCCCGGCGAUGAGAGCGGAGGCAGUGGGCGUCGCCCUCCCCGCGACCGCGGCGCCUUGUCGUGCUGCCUGUGCUUCCCCCUGCGCUACCUGGUCGUCGUUUUUGUCUUCCUGGGCAUGGUCAUCGUCAACGCCAUGCGCACCAACGUAGGUGUCACCGUGCUGACCAUCCUGGACAAGGAGAAUCUCAAAGUCGACAACGGAACUGGCCAGAACAGGGAGCUGCCUAGCGUAGACUGGAACACCUUCCAGAUAGGAAUCAUGCACAGCGUGUUCUACGUGGGCUACAUGAUCACAAACCUGCCAGGCGCCUACCUCACCACCAAACUGCCUUCACACAAGCUCUUCGGAAUCUGCAUACUCAUAUCCUGCCUCCUGAACCUGACGAUGCCUGUUGCCAUCGAGCUGGCCGGCUACGAGUUCACGCUGAUAGUGCGCCUUGUGCAGGGACUGAGCGAGGGAUUGUUGUACCCUUCUUGCUAUGGCAUCCUGCGGUUCUGGUCCACCCCUCUAGAGAGGGGACGCCUAGGAUCCUUCGUGUUUACAGGUGCAUAUAUGGGUCCGGUCGUCGGUUUCCCACUUGCUGGUGUCAUUACAGACUACUUGGGAUGGCCAUACAUCUACUAUUUCUUUGGUGGAAUAGGCGUGCUGUACGUAAUGGUGUGGCUGUGGAUCGCACAGGAAAAGCCUUCUCAUCACAGGAUGAUCACGGAAGACGAACUACGAUUUAUAGAGGAACUUCAGGGCAGUGACAAGCUGGACUAUGAGGGCGUGCCGAUUCCAUGGUGCAGCAUCAUGACGUCACUUCCUGUGCUGGCUCUCUGCUUGUGCCACUUCGCCCGCAACUGGGUGUUCAUCUUGAUGCUGACCAACGAGCCGUUUUACCUCAACCUCUUCCAUUUUACUAUUGCACAAAACGGCGCCUUCUCAGCACUGCCACAUUUGUUCAAAAUGGCGGCGUCCCUAGCCAGUGGGUGUAUUGCGGACUUUCUCAUCAGCAACAACAUAAUGAGCGUCACGCGCACCCGAAAGCUCCUCACGUCGGGGUUUGGCCUACAGGCGUUGUUUUUCGGGCUGUUGACUGUGACAACAAAAGGCUCUGUGGCCAUGGUCUUCCUCACAAUCGCGCUUGCUUCCGGCGGCAUGGUCGUCUCAGGCUGGCAGCUGAACCAUUACGACCUUUCCCCGCGACACGCCUCAGUUCUCGUCGGCAUAACAUCGACGGUAGGCAACAUCGCCGCCAUCGGCGCCCCAAUCAUUGCAGGCAUCCUCACGGAGAAUAAGGCAUUCUUGGGCUGGUGGCGAGUGUUCUACAUCACUUGCGGUGUGACGGGCUUCGCCUGCAUUUUCUUCCUCAUCUUCGGUUCAGGUGAGCGGCAAUCGUGGUCAGUGCCGUCCGACAGGGAGAACCUGGUGGUCAGAGAGGACAAGCGGCGCCGUAAGUCCCUCCGCACCGAGGAGGGCAACGCCAGCCACAGCUCCACCGUUUCCAUGACGUAUCGGCGGCUGGAGGAGGAGCAGGUGUCGGAAGCUGAUCACGUGAUAGCCAGCCCCAUGCCGGGCUACGGAUCCCAGGACGUCACUCUCCGGGAUGGCGACGGCCCCUUCAGCAGCCCGCCGGGGCCCUCGCACGGUAGUUGACGUCGCUUGUGAUGUAGUCUUGAUAAAGACAAUUUCGGGUCUGAACAGUAGAGAAUGUUUCGGUGCGGUCCUGGACGCUUUUCUGUUCUGGCAUUGCUGGCAUGAUUUUUGAGAUAUCUGUGAUGAAAAGAUACUUCAGCGGCAUAUCUGAGAUAAUGGGCAGAUUUGUUGUAGAGUUCUGUAACUUCCGACAUUCCAUUGUAACUGUGCUCAUGUUUGUGGCUUUAGUACGAUGUUACACGAAACGUCUGUGAUGAAAACGUGCUUGAGCUGCAUACUUAAAAUAAUAGCAGAUUAUUGUUACAGUUAGGUUCCGGUGAUGAUAACGCUAUAUAACUUCCAACGUUCCUUGUAAAACUUGGCACGCGUUACUGCUUUUACACGGAAACGCUUCAGAUAUUUCUGUAAAACUGUUAUUGGACUCCUAAGUAACUUCGGGUACAUUUUCGAGACAAAAAUACAUUAUGAAGCAGAGUACGGGUGGACGCCAUGCAGGUAUGGCGUCUUAAGAAAUACAGACUUGUUAUCCACUGUACAGAAGAGUAUGUAUGUGAUUAUAUAUUCUGCAUUUGGUUAGGUCACAAGCACAAUCUUUGCCUUCCAUCUCCUCGGAUUAAUAAUCAUAGUAGCAAGAUUGGAAAUGGUAGCAGUUGCCGAUGAUCGCAUGUCUAUAUAACUUGACUUUGUGUUGCUUGAAAUAAAUAAGAGCCCAGAGAAGUGAACAGCAGAAUACUGUUUCGGUAUCAAUAGUGAUUUGGUUGUCCAGGGAGGUUACUUAAAGCUGUCUAUAGCAUCUUAGAUGGUAACAUAAGAAUACGGUUUAGUGAAACAACAGUGUGGCAUAGAGGUAAAAAGAAGUGGGAGGGAACUUCAGUACUUUUCUUUUUGUAAUAGACACAGUCUGUAAGUAUGAGAUGUUCUGGUAAGAGAGCCACUGAUAUGUGGUUUACAGAAAGCUGGUUUGACUGCUUAAAACAUUUCUUUAAAAAACUUGUCUUUUUUAGGGAGAAAUGUACACAGUAUAGCUAGCUACGAAAAUUCACAUUCGUAACUAAAUCCGAUGGUCAUUAAGGACCAUUAUUGAGAACCAGGACUGGAAGAUCCUCAGCGGCGAGGUCUUGGCAUUUCUACUAUAACUGCUUUUGCUCUGCUACACUAUCUCACUUCUGUCAACCAACAGUUGAAUUGCUAGCAAUUAAUCGAAAACUAUGGUGAAGCAGCUGUGUUCGAUAUUGUGCCUUAAAUUCGUCUCCCACUUGCAAAUUUUUGUCUUUUCAGCCGCUUACUUUCCUGUUGAAAUUUUGAAAAUAUCAUGUUUUGUGAUUAUGUACUCGACUUUGAAACAGAGUAUAUAUUAUUAACAGUAUAAAUCUUUUAUUAAAAGGAAUAAAAGAAUCUUUCUGAAAUGGUUUAAA